Molecule: messenger RNA, 1338 nt
Organism: Fusarium graminearum PH-1
Lineage: Eukaryota; Fungi; Ascomycota; Sordariomycetes; Hypocreales; Nectriaceae
Exons: 1
Coding region: 1-1338 (445 amino acids)
Biological process (GO): lipid catabolic process
Molecular function (GO): triacylglycerol lipase activity
Source: RefSeq, a predicted model, not a curated record
AUGGCUCUCGAUCGUUUGUUGUUUCUUCUGGGCUUCUGGUUGGGCUUGGUUGGCGCCGCUCAAGCUGCGUUGUCGUCAGAACCGCUUCCGCCCAGCAAAGACCCGUGGUAUACUGCACCUCCUGGAUUUGAGAAUACCGAGCCUGGAACAGUCUUGAGAGUGCGACCUGCGCCUGGAAACUUGACCAGCGUCACCAGCAAUUGCUCUGCUUCUUACAACAUCCUCUACCGUACGACCGAUAGUCAUUUCAAGCCCGCUUGGGCCGUCACCACUCUUUUGAUCCCCGAGCUGGGUCCUGAAAGUCUUGCGCACCAAAAGUACCAACAAAGCGCGCUAAUGUCAAUCCAAGUUGCCUAUGACUCUCCCGACGUCGAUGCCAGCCCUAGUAACACUAUGUACACCGCGAGCAAUUUUUCUUCCAUCUACUAUGAAGCUGCUCUAGGUCAAGGGCUCUUCGUUUCUGUUCCAGAUUACGAGGGACCCUUGGCUGCUUUUAGCGCUGGUGUCAUCUCUGGGUACGCUACUUUGGACUCAAUUCGCGCUGUUCUAUCGCUUGGUCUGGGCCUCAACAUGACCAACACGCCCAGUGUUGCCCUUUGGGGCUACUCUGGCGGUGCGUUUGCCACCGAAUGGGCAUCAGAACUUGCGGUACAGUAUGCACCAGAGCUGAUAACAGGACCCGUUAUCGGUGCUGCGUUGGGAGCCCCGUUGGCCAAUAUCACUUCACUCCUGUACGAUGUCAAUGGCAAACCUGGAGCCGGUCUGGUGCCAAAUAUGUUGUUGGGUCUUACAAGCCAAUAUCCUGACGUCCGCAAGUACCUUAUAUCCAAACUCAACGAUGAUGGCCAGUACAACAAGACUGGCUUUCUCGCUGCUGAGGGUUUUACCAUCAACGAAGCUGGCGUCGCCUUUUAUGGAAUUGAUAUCAACAAGUACUUCCAGAAGGGGACUGACAUUCUCAGCGACCCGAAGAUUGUAGCUCUUCUUAACCAAGAGGGCCUUCUGGGAUAUAACGGUACCCCCAGAUGGCCUUUGUUUAUUUACCAAGCUAUCCACGACGAGGUCACACCUAUAGCUGAUACCGAUGCUGUAGUCAACAGAUAUUGUGCCGUGGGGGCCGACAUUCACUUCGAAAGGAAUACUAUCGGCGGGCACUACCAGGAAGCCGACAAUAGCUAUGAGGCGGCUUUUCAGUGGCUUUUGGACAUCUACUCCGGCCAGCGUGACACAAAGGGUUGUGUCAUCAAGGAAGUGACGAGAAACAUUACCGGAAGUGUCCUACAAACACGUGAGAAUGUUCAAAAGAGUGGAGUUGACUUCUGGAGAUCUGCCUGGUAA